Cornus florida is the source of this 4332-nucleotide messenger RNA. Its product is annotated as lysine-specific demethylase JMJ18-like. The transcript is spliced from 12 exons. Lineage: Eukaryota; Viridiplantae; Streptophyta; Magnoliopsida; Cornales; Cornaceae. The record is from RefSeq and is a predicted model, not a curated record. Gene Ontology annotation, molecular function: histone H3K4me/H3K4me2/H3K4me3 demethylase activity. Gene Ontology annotation, biological process: chromatin remodeling. Gene Ontology annotation, cellular component: nucleus. Bases 835 to 3984 code for a protein of 1049 amino acids.
UGAAAAUGUUACUUGUGUUUUCUGUUCUAAUCAUCAUCAUUCACAUUCACAUUCACCAAUUAAGUUUUUGUGCCAUAUCUAAUAUUAUUUUACUUAAUUAAUUUGUACCUUUUCUUUCCUUUUUUAUUUUUUAAAUUUGAUUUGUACCCUUUGAAUAUUUUGGUUCACAGAAUUUUUGGCAAAAAGUUUAUUUAUAUUAAUUGGGUUUGGAUUGAUUUAUGCAUGUGAGUCUUUUAUGUAUUGUUUCUUUGAGGGAUUCUAAUUUUUUUUGGGUUAAAAUUGUUUCUUUCUUUCUUGGGGGUUUGGUUCUUUGUCAGACCAGUAUAGGAUACAAUCUUGUUCUUGAAUUUUAAUUUUUAAUUGGUGUUGUGCCAAAAAUAAUAUUUUUUGGUGAAUGGGUCUGUAUUGUGUUGGGUAGGUCAUGAAAAGGGUUCUGUAAUUUUUUAAUUUUUUUUGGCUGUGGACAGUUGAUAGAUUAGGGUUCAUAAUUUCUUCUCAGUGAAUAGAACAGUUGUUAUUGCAAUAGUUUUUCCAAAUCAAAGAGCUAAAAUUCUUGGUAGUAAAAGCAUCAAGAAUCGGUUCAGUGAAGGGUAUCCAGUAAUUUCAGAUUGUGCAAAUAGUCUCCUUGAUAAGCUUUGUAGCUAAGGAGGGAUGCAAUGCCCCUUCAGCAGUUUCAGGCAUGGAAACAACCACUGAGCCAGAUUCACUGCAAAUGGAUGCUGUAUUAGCCAUUACGAAGAAGUAAAAGUUAAAUGGUCCCUUCGGCGUAGAAAUUGUAUUGAUUAUCGGUUAUUUGAUAAACGCUCCAAAGCAGAACCUUAUUGUUGGAAAAGCAUGAAGGAUCAACCUUCAAGGCAUGCCCAGAAAAAUGACAACAGCCUUGAGUGCUCAAGCAGUCCUCAAAGUCGAAAGCAGAUAUUAGCUAGAUGGGAUCCUGGUGAAGCGUGCAGGCCCAUCAUAGAUGAAGCUCCUGUAUUUUCUCCAACUGAUGAGGAAUUCCAAGAUACUAUUGGUUACAUAGCAAAGAUACGCCCAAAAGCAGAACCGUAUGGGAUAUGUAGGAUUGUUCCUCCUCCUUCCUGGACUCCACCCUGCCCUCUUAAGGACAAAAGUAUUUGGGAACAUGCUAAAUUUUCUACUCGGGUUCAGCAAGUUGACUUGCUUCAAAAUAGAGAACCCAUGAUAAAGAAAAGCAGAGGCCGGAAGAGAAAACGAAGGAGGUAUUCAAGGACAGGAACUAACAAGAGACAUACCACUUCUGAAGUGUCUGAAGGAAGCAUUACUUUUGACACUGACAAGAAGUUUGGGUUCCAGUCUGGUUCAGACUUUACAUUUGAAGAUUUUCAGAAACUCGCCAAUCAUUUCAAAAAGUGUUAUUUUGGGAUGAAUAGGGAGGACUCACACGAUAAUGCGAUUGAAGACAAGCAUUGGGAACCCUCAGUUGGAGAUAUUGAAGGCGAGUAUUGGCGGAUCAUUGAGCAGCCAACAGAUGAGGUUGAGGUGUACUAUGGAGCUGAUUUGGAAACUGGAGCUUUCGGUAGUGGUUUCCCGAGGAAAUCAUCUUUGCUGACAGGAAAUAGUGAAUCAGAUCAAUACAUGGUUUCAGGUUGGAAUUUAAAUAAUUUUCCACGCCUGCCAGGUUCUGUACUAUCUUUUGAAGGAUGUGAUAUCUCAGGAGUUCUAGUGCCAUGGCUCUAUGUUGGGAUGUGCUUCUCAUCAUUUUGCUGGCAUGUCGAGGACCACCAUCUCUACUCACUGAACUAUCUACACUGGGGUGAUAAAAAAAUAUGGUAUGGAAUUCCUGGAAGGCAUGCUUCUGCAUUGGAGAAUGCAAUGAGAAAGCAUCUACCAGAUUUGUUUGAAGAACAACCAGAUUUACUUCAUGAAUUGGUCACUCAGCUAUCCCCUUCGGUUCUAAAGUCUGAGGGUGUACCAGUGUAUCGAGCUGUCCAGCACUCUGGGGAGUUUGUCCUUACCUUUCCAAGGGCAUACCAUUCUGGAUUUAAUUGUGGCUUCAAUUGUGCAGAGGCUGUGAAUGUGGCCCCAGUUGAUUGGUUAGAACAUGGGCAAAGUGCAGUAGAGCUCUAUAGUGAGCAACGCCGCAGGACAUCAAUCUCCCAUGACAAGUUGCUAUUAGCAUCAGCUAGAGAAGCCAUCCGCACCCUUUGGGAGCUAUCAUUUCUCAAAAAAGAAAAACUGGGAAAUUUGAGUUGGCAAAAUGUAUGCGGGAAGGAUGGGAUACUUACCCAGGCAGUUAAGACAAGGCUCCGGAUUGAGCAGGAAAGAAUAGAACAUCUUCCAACUAGCAUACGACUUCAAAAGAUGGAGAGAGACUUUGAUUUGAAAGAUGAGAGAGAAUGUUUCUCAUGCUUUUAUGACCUACACCUAUCUGCUGCUUGCUGCAAGUGCUCCAUAGACCGCUUUGCCUGUCUUAAACAUGCACAUCUUUUGUGUUCAUGUGAACCACACAAUAAGUUUGUACUGCUCCGCUACACUAUGGAUGAAUUAAACACAUUGGUUAGAGCAUUGGAAGGGGAAUUGGAUGCAGUAAAAGCAUGGGCAUCAGAGGACCUUGGAUUGGUUUCUGUAAAUGGCAAAGAUAGUACAUCUGGUAAGCUGAAUCAGGAGAGAGAGACAUCCGAAAUCAACUCUCCCAAACAAAAGGAAAGUCCAUCAUGUUCUCCCAGAACAGAAGAAAACCUUUAUAUUAGUGAACCUUGCAGUUCUUCGCAUUGUCGUGCUCUUUCAGAAGUAGUCCAGUCAGAAACCCAGAGAGGAGCUUUUAGUUUAGGUGCUUCUCACCUCGUGACAGAUGAGGACAAAGAAGAAAUUCAGGUCUUAACUGAUGAAGGUAAGGCAGGGCAGGAACGCUUUAUCGAUUUGAAUCUUGAUAGCAUGUCUGAUGAGCAUGUAAGUGGGUUGCAGCAAGUAUCAGACAGUUUUGAUAACAAGGUUAUGGUGGACACGGCUGAAACAAUGUCAAUGUGUAUUGAAGAAGAAAAUUGUAGUUCUGGUGCACAGAAAGAGCCAGAAAUAAUGCGACUUGGUAGUAAUGUGAAUUGUUGUCCAUCUGAUAUUAACAAGUUGUUUGAGACUGAUUUUUCGGUUUUGCAUCAACACUCAAGUGUUCCAUUGACCAACUUGUCGAAAACUGAGAAUGGCAACCCUUCAGAUGUAAAGGUAUCUCUUACUGGCCAAAGUAGUCCUAUUCAAAAGUUGAACUUCUGUGUUAAUCCUAUAAAUUAUGGAUCUGUAGUGUUCGGAAAGAUGUGGUGCAAUAAGCAGGCAAUAUACUCAAAAGGAUUCAGAAGCCGUGUUAAAUAUUUUAGCGUGCUCAAUCCAAGAGAAAUGAGUAGUUAUAUAUCAGAAAUACUGGAUGCUGGGCUCCUUGGGCCUUUAUUUAAGGUUACUUUGGAAGAGUGUCCAAGCGAGUCCUUCACAAAUUUCUCACCAGAGAAAUGCUGGGAAAUGGUGCUGCAAAGACUAAAUCAAGAAAUCAGUAGGCAGAGCAGCUUAGGAAAGCAAGGAAUGCCACCCUCGCAGCAUCCACAGAGCAUCAAUGGGCUUGAAAUGUUUGGGUUUCUCUCCACAACCAUCAUUCAUGCUAUUGAAGCUCUUGAUCCGAAUCAUCAAUGCGUGGAGUACUGGAAUCACAAGCUUACAUUCAAGGUGGAGGAGUAUUCGAAUAACGUCCCUGAAAUGCCAGCGACUUCCGCCAAUGAUGGCAAUGCCAAGAAGUGCCCUUUGGCAUCAAGUUGCUCUGUACGGGAAGUGGAGGCAACUUCUUUUGAUAAUUCAGUUUUAGGUACUGGAAAUCAUUCAGUUGAUGAAGAGUUACAGUCCUUACUACAAGGAUUUUUAAAGAAGGCAAAUCCAGAAGAACUAGAAAUAAUGCACAGCAUUAUGUGCAAUGAGUCAAGAAGCCCUGAAUGGAGAGUGGCACUCGAAACAUUGAAUGAAGUGAUCCGGAGAACGUGUAAAUAAGGAAGCCAAUAAGUUCCGGUAAUUCGUUUUUGCUCAAGGUAGCAUCUUAUUUCAGUAGCUUAUUUGUUAGAGGGUAUUCUUUUUAAAAAUUUAUAUAGGAAGGAGAGAUCACGGGCUUGAGUUACAUGCGCAAUAUUUGCGCUGUGCUCACUCAUGAUAUAAAUUUUGGUCUUUUUACAAUUCCAUAAAUCUAUCGCAGGGAAGGCUUCUUGUACACUAGAAAAAAAAUAAAUUUAUAAAUCUAACUAUUCUUGGAAUUCUUGCCUUUAUUAUAUUUUAUUAGAAUUCUGUCUCUCACUCUCGUAAUUGAUGUGUAUGGACUGACUAAAGAUUUUAAUAGUUGAAAAG